GUUUGUUCUCAUCCACUCUCUCCCUCCCCCUUUGGUUAAACUUUGACGACUGCCGUAGUGAGCGCCUGCACAUUUUUUUCUGUGGUGAGAGUGAGAUGCGUGUCUGCGUGAGGAGGGGAAAGGAGGAGGGAGCAGAGGUCUGGAUUUCCUUCCCCAGUGUCCGUGUUCCCGAAGCACUUCUCAUGUUGUGAGUGAAAAUGAAAGGGUUGUUUUUUAUUUGAGCUCUGGAUGGGAGGGACCGGGCCAACAAGUGCACCAUCCUCCCCGGCAGAACACGGAUGAGACUCACACCCGGAGAAUGCUAAGCGGAGGGAAAGGGGAAGCACAACAUGGGCUCGUAUUUGGCGGAAAGCACCCAGAGCAGCAAGUCGGUAGCGCCGGAGGAAGUUUCUGAAGCUUCGGAGCGGACUGCGUUGAAAGGGUAAACUCGGUUCCUCUGCUCCCGCCUUCUAAAGCAGCUGAAACAUUUCGACACACAAGCUGGAUGGAAGGCACUGGAUAACAAGUUAAUUAUUAGAGCAGCUGGUAAACAGCCAAGAGAAUCCCCACGGAUUGGAUCACUAUGUGGAGCUGUGAAGUGUUUAAUGGUACCAGGAUCACUGAGGACCAGUACCUCUGCCAUGAUUUCCACCUUAUCCUCUCCAUCUUCUCCCUCCUCUACCUCAUCAUCUGCUUUCCCAUUGGCCUGUGUUACAACGCUCUCCUGAUCCUGGUCAACCUGUACAACAAGGCCACAAUGACAAUGCCCGACGUUUACUUCGUGAACAUCGCUAUCGCCGGCCUCAUUAUCAACGCAGUGGCCCCGAUGUACCUCCUGGGGCCUGACAACACAAAGUGGGCCAUCUGGAACGUUAACAACGAAGUUUAUAUCACCUUGCUGAUCCUGUUCAACGUUUCGUCCCUGGUGAUCAUGUACUCGACCACCCUGCUCAGCUUGGACUACUACAUUGAGCGGGCUCUGCCACGGACUUACAUGUCCAGUGUGUACAAUACAAAACACGUCUGUGGGUUUAUCUGGGGCGGGGCGAUGCUAACCAGCUUUUCCUCCCUCCUCUUCUACAUCUGCAACCAUGUGUCCACUAAAAUUAUUGAGUGCUCUAAGAUGCAAAACAAGGAAGCUGCUGAUGCCAUCAUGGUGUUCAUCGGGUACGUGGUUCCAGCCGUUGCUGUUUUGUACGCGCUGGUGUUGAUUUUACGAAUACGCAAAGAGACCACCCCGCUUGACCAUGAUACCGGAAGGCUGGAUCCAUCUGUGCACAGACUUUUGAUUGCCACAAUCUGUACACAGUUUGCAUUAUGGACUCCUUAUUACAUGACUCUUCUGCUAAACACAUUUUUCUUCCCACAGGGGAAGUAUGUAGAUGACAAUCACCUACAGAUUCUACAUUUCGUCAUGGACGUGUCAAAAUUCUUGGCAUUUUCGAGCAGUUUUGUGAUGCCGCUGCUCUACCGCUAUAUCAACAAAAACUUUCCUCAUAAACUACGACGGCUCAUUAAGAAAAUGCACUGUGGGGACCAGAGGUGUUCUCACGAUCGUUCAGCUGUGCAGCAAGUGAUGACGUAAGAGGAAAAGUCGACUCCUGGGGGCUCAAAUACUGUGAGCCUUGAGAACUGUGGGUCUUAACCCUGCCAACCAGAGCAUUAUCCCACUACUUAUCAUGGAGAAUUUAUGCAGCAGUUCUGAGCAUUGAUCCUGGAAGAGGGCUAUUAUUAACACUGACCAAAUCUGAACCCUCCGGUAACACAGAUUGCAGAAGUGCACUAAAAGGUUAGGAUACCUGGCAGUUAUGUGCACAUUCAGAGCACCGAGUUGGAGACAAAACUUGGGCCUUUUUUUUUUAAUUUCAUUCCAGUUCUAAGGACCUUGGCUGGAUAAAUGACUAAGAGGUUAAUUGAAGUCUUGUUGGACUAUAUAGCACUUUGUUACAGAAGGACAUAUUUUUUUCUUUCUCUCUAGAAAGAGAAAGUCAUUGGAAAUUGCCUUGUACUCUAGCAUCCUUCUUGAAGUACCCUGUGUCUUUUCAGAGUAGCCAAUCUCUGUCCAAAGUCACAGUGUUGAAGCAGGCAGGGGUCUGAACAGCCUGAAGUGAAAUAUAAGCUACGUUAACUUAUCUUUCUCCUCCCUAAAGUUUGUGCAUUUAUCUUAUACAUCCAUUCUUAUGGAUUAACUCAUCCCAAUUUACCUACUUGAAAGCCUUUACAAAAUCUGGCUUUUAAAAAACAAAGUGAAGUAAUUAAAAUGAAGAAGUCCAGUA
This is a messenger RNA of Ornithorhynchus anatinus (platypus), 2255 nucleotides long. It is a transcript of the gene GPR146, whose product is annotated as G protein-coupled receptor 146. The record is from RefSeq and is a predicted model, not a curated record. Lineage: Eukaryota; Metazoa; Chordata; Mammalia; Monotremata; Ornithorhynchidae. Gene Ontology annotation, biological process: G protein-coupled receptor signaling pathway. The coding region runs from base 563 to 1564 and encodes 333 amino acids. Gene Ontology annotation, cellular component: membrane. The transcript has 2 exons. Gene Ontology annotation, molecular function: G protein-coupled receptor activity.